UUGGUUUCUCGUUGUUGAGCAAUUGUUAACCUUUACAGGACUUGUGACAUCUAGUGGUGAAGCUCAACACUACAACAAAACACAAAAACUAUUAAAAUAUUUUAGCUGAUUGUUUUAACUCUAAUUCCAAGAUAUUUUGUUCACAGCAUUCCUCAUAUACUUUGCAUUUCAAUUUAAUUGAUUAAGGUAAUAAAUGAAUAAACAUAUCAGUAUUUUGAAAUGGAUUAUAGCUGGUGUAUUUUCUGUGAUAUUUUACUACCUUGUAUUUGAAAUUUGACAAAUUGAGCACUUUGUGUUCAAAGUCAGAAAAUAAUGACAGUGAGUCGGAUAUGUAUUGCUGAAAGGUCUCAUUCAAUAUCAUCUCAUGGUUCUAAAAUAAUAUUUAAUUAUUUUUGGUUUCUUGUUUUCAUUGCGCAGAACAAGUCGUCAGUAGUAUGAUGUAAACGUCUGCGUCAUCACGUAACCUCUUUAAAAAGCUCACCACGCUGCAUUAUUUAAACGCUGUGUUUAUCCUUUUUAGUUUGUCGUCGAAAUUAUCGUCAUAAGUAGCGUCAUAACCUCAUUGCAUUUAUUUUUCCAAAAAAAAUGGUAUUUAUUUUUUUUAAAUGGUGCGACAAUGAGGAGGGCGGGGCUGAGGUGCCAGGAGGAGGAAACCACAUGAUAACCGUGUUAGCACUAAAGUAAAGGCUGUGACAUGACAGGUCUUUCCUGAACUAUCGUUUCUUCUGUCUUUAUUUUGACUUUGGACGAAAUGAAAUGACAGCAAAGAACGCCUGUUAGCAGGGAAACACGUCUCCGGUGUCCUUGUGCUGCAUACAGGACUGGCCCUUCAUAAGAAUUAUUUUAUUCAGAUGGGUCAGGCGUUGUGGAGGCUGCCUCCCAGACAACAGCAGCAGCUUCAGGAAGAGCUGGUCGACCGACUAGCUGACAGGCGAGGCAGAGUCAUAGGAGGACAUGACCAAGAUGAAGGUCCCCAGAGGAGAGGUCCUCAGCACUGUUAUGGCCCAGACAUCUAUCAUCUGCUGAGAACACGCCGAGGAGGUAAUGGCCAGCGUGGUUUUAUAGAUCUAGAGAGGCUCCCACCUGAAUUAGGCAUCACCAUCCUGUCGUACUUGAAUGCCACUGAUCUGUGCCUGGCUGGCUGUGUGUGGCAGGACCUGGGAAACGACGAGUAUCUGUGGCAAGGACUGUGUAAGUCCACAUGGGGGCACUGUUCACUUUACAACAGAAGAUUACCUGCUGGUUUCUCAUACAGAAGAUUGUAUCUACAGCUGGAUGAAGGCAGCCUCACAUUUAAUGCCAACCCACAGGAGGGUAUUGGUUAUUUCAUGUCUAAAGGUAUACUGGUUGAUCAUCCGACUGAACUGGCCAAGUUCAUCUUCUACACUAGACGCCUCAACUGGAAGAUGCUGAGGAUUUACCUGGACGAAAGGCGAGAUGUCCUGGACGAGUUAGUGACCCUCCACAACUUCAGUAACCAGUUCCUUCCUAACGCUCUGCGGGAUUUCUUCAGACACAUCCAUGCGCCAGAGGAGAGAGGAGAGUAUCUGGAAACCCUCAUCACCAAGUUCAGCCACCGGUUCUGUACCUGUAAUCCAGGUCUGGUCAGAGAUCUGGGCCUCAGUCCUGAUGCUGUUUACGUGCUGUGCUACAGCUUGAUCCUGCUGUCCAUCGACCUGACCAGCCCUCACGUCAAGAACAAAAUGUCUAAGAGGGAGUUCAUCAGGAACACGCGCCGGGCGGCUCACAACGUCUCGGACGACUUUGUCGGCCACCUCUAUGACAACAUAUACCUGAUCGGUCACGUGGCCGCGUAGCUGCUGUCUGGUUCUGCUGCACCACUAAAAACCCUUGCACUGCACUAGCAUACAGGAAGUAGCCAGUUUCCUGGAAAUGGGAUCUAACAGACUAUAACAGUAAUUCUUACUUCAAGAACACCAAAAACAAAACGAAAAAAAAAAACCAACAACACAUAACCACCCGUUCUACUGACUGACUGUGCUACCAAAUAUUUGUAUAGUUUGUAGAGUUGAAUUAUAUACCAGUGUCUGUUAGAGCCAAGAAGGAGAAGGUGUCAUGAAGACGAGGUCUGAAGCUGCACUGACACAAACAGGGACGACCGACGAUGAAGAAUAAGCUGCAGGACGAAGAGGAGAACUUUCCUCCGUCAGUGGAAGUCCCUGUGAGAAAGAAGCUGUUUCUCGUUCACCCCGUAGGAGUUGAAGACUCUCCUACGUUUCUUGAAGGAAGUGACAUGGAACAUGACACUCGCUAAUAAGCAUUUACAAGCUCAACUACUGACAAGGAGCCACACCUUAGCCAACUUUGAUACAAAGUCCCGUGGCAGAAGCCAGAAUGUCCAAGUAUCAAGAUUCAGCCAGAAGACAAACAUUUUUCUUUUCUUUUUGUUUGUUUCCAUUUACGUUGUCUUUGUCUUUGUCUUUGCUCGUGCGUUUUGAGGUUUUCCAAGUCAGGUAUACUCUUGAAGGUUCAGCGUGAAGCACUGGGUCAAAUCUUAAGUUGUAACAAAUGCAGGUCUCCUCCACUUGUCCCUCCUGUUCCUAAACACGUCAAGAAUCCGCGGUGGCCUUCGUGAACCAGGAGCAUUUUAUCUAUUUUCAUUUGCGCUGUAAAAAAAUUUGUAGUAUUUUUUUUUUAUUUUUACGUUUUUGUUUUUGUUUUUAUUUUUAUUUCAGCUGCUUUAAAAAAAAAAAAGUGACGGUGCAAAAAUCAAAGUCUGUAAAGCAAGUCUUUCAAGGCAGAUACAAAGUAGCCCUUGAUAUAAAUUCCUUCCUCCUAACACUGGGCUCCGUGGCUCAUAAAAUAGUGUUUCUUAUCGUUGUGCUGAUAUUUUAUUACAUCUGAAAGUACGCGCUCUUUUUUCGUGCGACAUUCUCAGCGAUCAAGUGAGAUGGGUUCGUUUUGAAGCUCGAGCUAAAGGAAAAAGCGGCGUGCAGUUUAAUUAAGGAAGCAGAUAGCAGUAAAACUCUGCUCUAACAGAGUCACUUGCUGCAACAGUGCUCUUAAAAUGUUUAAGUCUAUUAAAAAUUCCUCCGUUUUUGCCUCGCUGAAGAAAUAAGUAACGCUCGUUAACUCGCCCGGUUUGUUCCACACUCACUUUCUGGAAAAACGAAAGAUUGACAUGACACUAGAAUCGCGUAGUUUCCCUCUAACGUUCUUGUUCUCACUACACAAAAUGUGACCAAAAAAAAAAAAAAAGAAGAAGAAGAACCUGUUUAAGAGAAACUCUUACAGUCGCACAAAUGAAGGAGGAAUAAUUCACUGCAAACCAAGAAGGAAAGCAAACGAUGACUAAUAUAAAAGGCUAAUGGGAGAUGCAAACAUUUACAAUAGUUGUUUUAGUUGUUGUAUUUUGUCGUAUUUAAUUUUGAGAUUAUAUUUAAACUGCUAAUUAUUGAAUGUGACAUCAUAAGGUGUCUUUUUUUUUUUCUGUGAAGAAACAAAACAAAAAAAAAAAAGGACAAAAGUCACUGUGGAAUCUUACUACUCUUGUACCUGGGAGAUGUUUCUAAGAUGAAUGAAUUCUCACACAUAUGGAAUAAAUCCUAACUGUUCAUGGGUUUGAACAUUCA
Molecule: messenger RNA, 3593 nt
Organism: Cynoglossus semilaevis (tongue sole)
Lineage: Eukaryota; Metazoa; Chordata; Actinopteri; Pleuronectiformes; Cynoglossidae
Gene: fbxo8
Product: F-box protein 8
Exons: 8
Coding region: 852-1817 (321 amino acids)
Biological process (GO): regulation of ARF protein signal transduction
Molecular function (GO): protein binding; guanyl-nucleotide exchange factor activity
Source: RefSeq, a predicted model, not a curated record